Molecule: messenger RNA, 2222 nt
Organism: Daucus carota subsp. sativus
Lineage: Eukaryota; Viridiplantae; Streptophyta; Magnoliopsida; Apiales; Apiaceae
Product: terpene synthase 10
Exons: 6
Coding region: 44-1972 (642 amino acids)
Biological process (GO): diterpenoid biosynthetic process
Molecular function (GO): terpene synthase activity; magnesium ion binding
Source: RefSeq, a predicted model, not a curated record
UCAUAGCUUAAGCGUUGUUUGCAUGUACUAGCUAAUUAGAGUGAUGGUUCUAGUUAGCACUGUGAGUGUUGGUAUGAGUUUUUCUGCAACUCGUUUUAUGGUGAAACCAGCUGCAUCUUUUACACUUCUUAAGCCACCAUCCACAAAGGCCAUCCAUAAUACUAGUAUCCGCAGCACUAGUAAUGAUGCUGCAUUGGUGAGUAGAGGUGAUGCAUGUGUCGAUGGCAAAUCAAUUGUUCGUCGAUCGGGGAAUUAUCCUCCUCCCAUCUGGGAUGAUGAUUUUGUGCAAUCUCUUGCAAGUGAUUUCAAGGGAGAAAUAUUCAAUAAAUAUGCAGGGGAUUUGAAGGAACGUGUGAGGAUGCUGCUCAACAAAGAAGAUACAGACAGCCUCAAGAAGCUUGAGUUAGUUGAUUCAGUUCAGAGGCUUGGGGUGGGUUAUCACUUCAAGAAUGAAAUUAAUAGAAUUCUGGAAGCCGUGUACAGUACUGAGAAGUGGGACGGCCAAGAUAAUUUGCAUGCCACAUCUCUCAAAUUCCGACUCUUGAGGCAACAUUAUUUUAAAGUUCCUCAAGAGGCUUUCAAUGGAUUUUUGAACGAAUCAGGUAAGUUCAAGAUCAGUCUCACCAGUGACAUGAAGGGUAUGCUAUACUUGUACGAGGCCUCAUACCACUCAAAAACGAAUGAGAAGAUACUGGACGAGGCACAACAUUUCACAACCAAACAUAUGAGAGAUUAUGUAAAUAAUAACAACAGUAAAGACGAGAAACUUAGUAAACUUGUUAGCCGUGCCUUGGAACUUCCACUGCAUUGGACGGAGACAAGGCACGAAGCAAGGUGGUACAUUGACUACUUUGAGACAUCAGUACUAGCAGAAGAUACAAAUUAUUCUGAUUUGCUCCGUUUUGCAAAAUUGGACUAUAACAUGCUCCAGGCGAUUUAUCAAGAUGAACUCAAAGAGUCGUCAAGAUGGUGGAAAAGCAUACAAUGGGCAGAGAAAUUAAGCUUUGCGCGGGCAAGGUUAGUAGAGUGUUUCUACUGGAGCCUGGGUUCCAACUUUGAGCCUGAGUUUCAAUAUGCGAGGAGCGUGCUCACUCCUGUUAAUGCCUUCAUAACUACUAUUGACGAUAUCUAUGAUGUGUAUGGUACUUUGGAGGAACUUGAACUGUUGACAAAAUUAACAAAAAGGUUGAUUGCAUGUAUUAUAUAUACUGAAAACUUAUUACAAUUAUUUGUAAUGAUUUAUUGUUGGGACACUGAUACAUAUACUGUCUGCGGUUACUUGAUUAGUUGGGAUGCGGCAGAGCUGGACCAACUCCCAGAUUUUAUGAAGAUCUGUUUUACGGAUCUGUAUAAUAAGAUCAAUGAAGUAGCUAAUGUUUUCCAACGUGAACAUGGUGUCUUCAUCCUUCCUUACUUUCAAAAAGUGUGGACUGAUCUUUUUGAAGCUUAUUUGGUGGAGGCCAAGUGGUACCACAGCGGAUAUAAACCAAGUCUCAGUGAAUACCUCGACAGAGCAUGGCUCUCAAUAUCAGGUGCCGUGCUGUUAACUCAUCUGUACUUCGUGAAACCAAAUUCGGUGAAGCACGAAGACUUACAAUGCUUAAUGGCUUGUCCAAACAUACUUCGUCAUUCAGCAACUAUUUUGAGGCUUGCAGAUGAUAUGGCAACUUCAUCGCAUGAAAUGGAGAGGGGGGACAAUCCAAAAUCGAUUCAAUGCUACAUGAAUGACAAGGGUGUUUCGGAAGACGAAGCCAGAGAACACAUUAAGUACUUGAUAACUGAGACAUGGAAGAAGUUAAAUGAAGAGUCUGCAGAGUCUCCUAUGUCCAAGCCUUUUAUUGAAAAUUGCUUAAAUCUUGCAAAGAUAGCCUCAUGUGUUUAUUUAUAUGGAGAUGGACAUGGUGCCCCAGGUUCUCGUGACAAAGAUCGUCUGUUGUUUCUAUUUGUUCACCCCAUUCCUCUUGAUUUAUGACAAGCAAUCCUCAGUUCACAUUGACAAAAUAAGAUAAGCUCAAAACUGCCCCCAAAGCAUUUUAGUCAUUAGCUCUUAUGAAUAAGAGCUUUAGAGUGCCGUAGUGAGUAUGAUUCAUCUUUACUGUAAGAUCAAUCUUUGCAUAAGUUUUACGCAGGAUACUUGGGUGAAAAUGUUUGUAUAAGUUUGAGGCAGGAGACUUGGCUGAAAAAUGUUCUGUGUGUAAUAAAACUUAGGAGGAAGUUUCUUA